UCCGUUCCUUAAUAGUUCCUCUGCGUCUCCUUAAUCUCUAUCUCCCUAACUUCUCUUUCACCUUUACUCUCUUUCUCUCUCUCUCUCUACCAUAUAUCUAUAUAUAUUCUCUGAACCCAUCUCCUGAAAACAUUCAAGAUCAAAUCUUUCUCGAUCUAUUCAAAGAAAACCGUUUGAGAAAACGAUCAAAUUAAGGUUUGAUUUUGUUUCGGGAUCAGUUUUUUUUUUUUUUUCUACCUUUUCUUCUGUAGGGUUUAAGGUUUUCAAAAAAGAUGGAAGCUUUCGGUGGGUUUCACAAGGAAGAUGAUGAGCAGAUGGAUUUGCCUCCUGGUUUCAGGUUUCAUCCAACAGACGAAGAACUCAUAACCCACUAUCUACACAACAAGGUUCUUGACAUGGCUUUCUCGGCUAAAGCUAUUGGUGAGGUGGAUUUGAACAAAGCUGAGCCUUGGGAGUUGCCUUAUAAAGCAAAAAUGGGUGAGAAAGAAUGGUAUUUUUUCUGUGUGAGGGAUAGAAAGUAUCCGACUGGUUUGAGGACUAACCGAGCAACCCAAGCCGGUUAUUGGAAAGCGACAGGGAAGGAUAAGGAGAUUUACCGAGGCAAAUCGCUUGUUGGUAUGAAGAAAACACUUGUUUUCUAUAGAGGAAGAGCUCCUAAAGGCCUCAAAACAAAUUGGGUGAUGCAUGAGUAUCGGCUAGAUGGGAAACUCUCUGCUCAUAACUUGCCUAAAACCGCUAAGAAUGAAUGGGUGAUAUGCAGGGUCUUUCAUAAAACUGCUGGAGGCAAGAAGAUCCCUAUUUCGACUUUGAUCCGAAUCGGUUCUUAUGGAACCGGGUCCAGCUUACCACCUUUGACCGAUUCUUCAACAUACAAUGACAAAACCAAGACCGAGCCAGUUUACGUGCCCUGCUUCUCCAACCAAGCUGAAACCAGAGGAACCACAUUACUCAAUUGUUUCAGCAACUCUUCCCUCAGCUCCUCGAUCCAACCAGAGUUUCUACAGAUGAUUCCACUUUACCAACCUCAUCAAUCUCUCAACGUUUCGGAGAACCUACAGAGUUCCAAUCCGGUUCUUACGCAAGAACAGUCAGUUUUACAAGCAAUGAUCGAGAAUAACAAAAGGCAGAGCUUCAAAACAUUGAACAUUAAUUCGCAGGAAACUGGGGCUUCUAAUACCGAUCAAUCAUCGGUUUUUGAAUUUGGGAGGAAACGAUUUGAUCAUCAAGAAGUUCCAUCUUCCUCUGCCGGUCCACUUGAUCUUGAACCUUUCUGGAACUACUGAAGCCUAAAAAAGAAUCCAUUAAGUUAGGUCACAAGUACAAAAACCUUUGCAAAGUUUUAUCAUUUUUGGCGUGGUGUGCUAAGUUUGUAUAGAUUUAUAUAUCACUACUUCCACUAUUGAUGCUUUAGAUUAUAUGUUCAAGCAAAAGUUAAUAUUAGAAGAAUGAGGAUAAAAAGAAGCAAUUAAUCGAAUUUAUUAA
Messenger RNA from Camelina sativa (false flax), 1482 nucleotides. Its product is annotated as NAC domain-containing protein 79. Gene Ontology annotation, biological process: regulation of DNA-templated transcription. Lineage: Eukaryota; Viridiplantae; Streptophyta; Magnoliopsida; Brassicales; Brassicaceae. Gene Ontology annotation, molecular function: DNA binding. The record is from RefSeq and is a predicted model, not a curated record.